AUGUCUGUAUCUGUUGAAAAUACUGAAUUAACAAAUUCCACUGCCGCUGCUACUUCAGAAGCCCCAGCUGCCCCAGCUGUUGCUGCUGUCCCCACACCAAUAUCUGGCCCAGUAGCUCCAGCUCCAGCUAAAGAAGAACAAACUUUCAGUUUAGCCCCAGCUCCUUUGCCAGCUAACUCUCCAUGGAAACCUGUCUCUAACGACAUCCCAGUGACAAAUAUUAAUUUAGAUGAUCUGGAAUCUAAUAGAAAAAAGACAAGAACUCCUGUUUCAUCUACCUCUACUAAAUGGGUUCCAAUGAAGGCAUCCAUUACUGUCUCUUCUGUUAACAGAAAGAACGCUAACGGAAAGAAAAAGUCCUCUCAUGGAAAUAACAAUAACACACAAAAGAGCAAUGCUAACGGCAGUGCUUCUAGUAAUGCAUCCAGAAAGAAGAAAAGCCAUCACUCUCACGGUCAUCCUCACUCUGGCGAAAAGGAUAGUAAUAACUCUUCUCAACCAACUUCUAAUGAUGAUUCUUCUGUUGCCCCUGCCUCAGAGGAUAAGUCAUCAGAAACUACCUCAGACGCUACCCAAGCCACCCAAUCAAAUGAACAAAAGAAACAACAAACUCAUAGACAUCAAUCUCAAAGAAGAAGACACUACAACAACACUAACAAGAAUGGACAAGGUAAUACCAAUGGUCAACAUAAUACAUUCAACCGCAACAACGGACAAGGAAACAACAGAUACAACCGUCACCAUCAACACAACGGCCAACAUGACCACUAUAGUCAUAGCCAUCAACAACAACAACAGAUGGUUCAAUUACAAUCCAACUUUUAUGCUGCACAACCUGUAAUGAUGGCUGUUAACAACAUUGCUAGACAGUUAGAAUAUUAUUUAAGUAACGACAACUUGAUAAACGACACUUAUUUGAGAUCAAAAUUUUCCAAGGACGGUUACGUUCCAUUGACCUUAUUGGCUCAAUUUUAUAGAGUUGUUAACAUGUCCUUUGGAGGUGAUGUUAAUAUUAUCCUAGCUGCCAUUAGAGAAGUGGUUUUCAAUGAAAGUGCUACUGUUGAUAUUGCCAGGGGUAACUUAUUAGUUGGUGGACAAGAGGAUCCAAAAGAAGGUGAAAGUGAAGUUGUCCAUCCAAUCGAACCUUCUCAAUUAGAUAAUUACUUUAUCCGUUCUCACGACUGGGAGAAAUGGAUCUCAACUGAAUUUGGUAGCGAAAUUGAAAUCGAGAAAGUUUUAACUGGUAACGACAUGGAUGAGUUUAUGAUGAAGAUCAUUCAAGUUCCAACUCAAUCAACUGUCGUACCACCAGUUUCAACCGACUCUUCGACUAAUGAACAACCAACUGAAACUGCUGAAGCAACUACUGAAGAGAAGGCUGAUGGUAAUGUUGAAGAAAAUUCUGCUUAA
Maudiozyma barnettii is the source of this 1410-nucleotide messenger RNA. It is a transcript of the gene SRO9, whose product is annotated as Sro9p. Gene Ontology annotation, cellular component: cytosol; cytoplasmic stress granule. The coding region runs from base 1 to 1410 and encodes 469 amino acids. Gene Ontology annotation, molecular function: RNA binding. Gene Ontology annotation, biological process: positive regulation of translation. Lineage: Eukaryota; Fungi; Ascomycota; Saccharomycetes; Saccharomycetales; Saccharomycetaceae. The record is from RefSeq and is a predicted model, not a curated record. The transcript has a single exon.